Molecule: messenger RNA, 1017 nt
Organism: Thermochaetoides thermophila DSM 1495
Lineage: Eukaryota; Fungi; Ascomycota; Sordariomycetes; Sordariales; Chaetomiaceae
Exons: 1
Coding region: 1-1017 (338 amino acids)
Biological process (GO): anaphase-promoting complex-dependent catabolic process
Cellular component (GO): anaphase-promoting complex
Source: RefSeq, a predicted model, not a curated record
AUGCUCCGCAGACCCCUAACUGUUCUCUCCAUCACAACUGAAGACAUCGCCGACUACGAAGACCGUGCGGCGGAACGCACCCGCGCCCGCGAGCUCGAAGCCCUCCAAGAAGCCCAUGCGCGCGCACGUCGCGAAGCAUUUGCCACCUCCCGUCGGGCCGCGGCAGCCACAGCCGCUGCGGCUGUCUCGACACCCGUCACGUCAGCUACCAUCAGCAGUAGCGGAAAUGCCCCUGCUGGGGCACCGAGUUUCGUAGCUCGCAGACAGCAGCAGCAGCAACAGCAGCGGAUGCUGAGUCCGUCAGAGCAUUUUGCUGAGGAGGAUGAGGACGAGGACGAUGAUGAGGAGGUUGAGACGUCGUAUUAUGCGCGCGCCCAGGCCCAGGCUGCGCAGGUGGGCUUUCUUAGACGGCAGGCGCAGCAGCAGCAGCAGCAGCAGCAGCAGCAGCGGAGAGGAAUAGGGCGCUUAGCGCAGCAGCAGGAGCCGGAACCGGAGCCUGAAGAGGGGCAAGAGGAGGAAGGAGGGGAGGAGGAGGAGGAGGUCAUGGAAGGAGAUGACAUGGAUAUUGAUACCACGUCGCAUAAUAUCCAGUACCAACAGCAACAGCAUUACCAACAUCAGCACCACACCCCCGUCCCCUCCUCAGCAGCAGUCGAAACCCCGCCUCCCACGAACCCCUAUAAUACCCGACACCACGGCCGUGCUCCGCCUCCAGCUCCAUCCCGACGUACGACGAGAGAACGGACUGUGGACAGAGAUACAGCCAGUAUAGCCACCAACGCUACGACGUCGACUGCUACGACAGUGAGGGAGACGAGGUUGCGAAGUCAGCAACUACAACAGCUACAACAGCAGCAGUUGGGGGAGCCAGCGGGAGCAGCAAUGGGGCGUACGACGCGGGCUGUUAGUGGCAGUGCCGCAGCCGCCGCGGCGGUUACGCCGGAGAUGAGGACGCAGAGGAGUCGAGAGGAGAGGAUCGGAGUUGCGGCGCCUAGGAGGGGGCGGUCGCAGGCUUAA